CUCUUCGUCGCUACCGCUCUCCGUGCUCGCCGCAUCCACCCACGCCGCAUCCGCCGUACUCAGCGGGCGGCCAUAUCUUACCACACCUCGCUUAAUUCUUCUUCGCUUCCAUCCACAAUGUCCGCGGCGGCAACAAUGUUGUACCCCGCUGGCGAUCACCAAGCAGCAAAUAACACGCACGAAGACGAUGCGCAGGCCGGCGAUGACCAAAUGCUCUCCACUUUCUACUGCCGUGCUCUCUAUGACUAUCAGUCGACGGACAACUCAUCACUCUCGUUUUAUCGUGGAGAUAUUAUCGAGGUCUUGACACAGCUUGAGUCGGGGUGGUGGGAUGGUCUCUUAGGCGAGGAACGUGGAUGGUUCCCUUCAAACUACGUACAACCGAUAUCGGAGGCGGAGGCAGAGGCAGAGCUCGGCCCACAGGAGCCCGUGCGGGUUAACGAGGUGCAUGAUUCUGCUAUUGACGUUAGCCAACGUGUGCGGGGUGCUACCUCAGAUCAUGAUUGGAUGCAGGAGGAGAUUGACUAUGCACGGUCAAGGAACGGGUUCCAAGAUCUCGCUAACGGAGCGAUGGCCGGGCAGAAUCUAUCUCAUCAGGAUUACUGGCUGCCUGAGGUCGAUGCGACCGGGCAGAUAUUCUAUGUUAACACUCAGACUGGCGAACGCUCUCGGGAUCUCCCCGCUGAAAUGGGCCCAGAAAUUAAUGACAAUAGCUUGGGAGGGCAACAACCCGCUGCUAAUUUACGCACGGCGGGUCGUAACGAUAUCCAUAACCAGUUCUCGGGGCUUGUUAACGGAAAUGCCAUAGGUGGCGCCCCCUCUGCCAGUUUUCGUGCUGCUGGGUUUGGACUUGCGAAGCGGAGCGGGACUCCUGAACCUUGGACAAAGCGACUUGUAGAUGACGGCUUGACUUAUUAUUACUUCAACAAGAUCACUGGUCAAAUCCAAUGGACGCGACCAGUACCCGAGAACGGAGCUGUAAUCAAUGCGUCUGCGACGAUUCCGCGCAUCGAUACCACUACGAAUGUUACCUAUCCGAACGAUGCACAUCAGAAUGGUCGACAAUAUGUUGCAGGUCCCUCCUCGACAACAUCGGGUUAUGCAAGCACUAAUGAGACUAUGUUUACGGAAGCCCGGUUACGUGCGGACUCAGUGACAAGCAAUAAUCAGAGCUCCAAACGAGAUAGUGUCUACUCUGAUGAUUCCGACGUUCAUCCCCGAGAAGGUGAUGCUCAUGAUCGCCCCGUGCGUCCGCUGAACGGUGGCGUUGCGCCGGCGAACGAUCCCGGACUUACACCUGCGGAGCGAUCUGCUUUCAUGCUUCAGAGUGCGCUUGCUCCUCCUGAGCCAGAAUCAAUAGACACUUUGGCAGACCAAACGCGUGAUGCUAUCAUCGUUGUCAUGGCUUCUGUGGACGACAAUGGCCUGCCGAAAGGCGCCGAUCACGACAAAGAAGUGGAACAAAACGUUGGUUCUGUUGUUGUUGCUGUACGGAAUUUGCUUUAUGUGUCCUGUGCAUUGGCUGGUCCUCUUCCGAGUGUACACGGCGAACGUGAUUCCGGUGAUCCGGCUGCUACGGCCGUCGUACAACAACUUCAGGCGCAGUUGAAGAGCUCGCAACGGAAGGUCACGGCCACACUGUCGAAGCUUGUACUUUCUGCCCGUGCUGCGCGAUACAAACGGGAAGCCUUAUCCUCGGAAAUGAUGAUACGCGUGGAACAGGACGCUGCAGAUCUGCAACGUGCGGUUGACAACUUUGUUUCGGAAGUAAAGAAACAACAUGCUCGCACGGUGAUUAAGCAACUUCAUCAGCGGAUAGGGAAAAAGCGGCUCCGAGGUGUUUUUGAUCUUCAACACAUUGGGCUGGGGCUUCCAGGCGCUGGAGUUGCCGGAGCGUGGAAAGGUUUCGGUUUCAUCAAUGUCGAUGACGGUCUUGGGUUGCCGAAGCGUUCCUUAAACGAGGAAACUGUGACGGAAGUAAAGAAUAUGCAAGAAACCUUAGAUGGAAAACUUGCUGCGCUUGUAGAAUUGGUGCAAGAUGCUGGAACAACAAGCGAUGAACUGUUGAACCACACUCAAGCACUUUUGGCUGAUAUUUCGGCUUUCGUCAGCGUCGUAAUUGACGUUAACAUUUGUCAAGACGUCGACGUAGGUGGCUUGCGUGGAGAUCAAGCAUCGCCUCAGUCUGAGGAUCCGUAUAUGCGUGCAGUCGCUGAAGCCCGAUCAUUACUACGCAAAUUCGAGGCAAUUACUCAGAGCCUGUUUGAUGACGGAGCAAUACUCUUCGCAUUUGUUCAGACAAUACCAUUCAAAUGGCCGACUACUGGUAACGUAACAGACACAAUUGACCGACAGGGGCCAAUAUCCAGUCUUUACGGAUCUGCGAAAGUUUUGAUGACAGGAACGAAGAUGGCCGUCGAGUUCCUUGAGAAGUUACUUGCUAUUGCCCGGGAGCAGAUUGCAUCGGAGGGACGCUUCAGGGAGUCAGUUGCAUUACGAAUAUCGAGGAUGAGCAUUAUGGAUGGAAAUCGUCGGUUGUCACAUUUCUUUGGUCCCAUGCCGGAUGCUGGGAACGAUGAUGAGGAUAUCGUGGACAUGGGCUUCGCGUUCCAAAAGAGCGCUGCAAGGCCCGCAAUGACUGGCGUUGACGCCUUCGUUCCGGAGACCGCGGAAUCUGCAAGCUCACCGCCGCCACGACAAGAGACGCUUUCGGUUUCUGAUAAAGCAAGCGGACAUAAGAAGUCACUAUCUAUUUCGAAAGACUUGCCGCUAGACCCAGACCUUCUAGGUCUAGAGGAUGAGGAUGUCGUUGAGAAGAAACCACGCGGGACGAAGAUUAGACAGAUUUUGGGUGAUGAUGCUCCGGAGAGGUGGAUCGAGAAUGCUAACGCCGACUCAAAGCCUUGGUACUUGCGUGCUGACCACAAAAAGGAGGAGAUUAUGUUCACUCCGGAUGGAGGGAUACGUGCGGGGACAUUACCAGCGCUGAUUGAACGGCUAACUACUCACGAAUAUGGAGAUGCUGUAUUCAUCCGAACGUUCUUGAUGACGUACAAGUCGUUCACUACGUUGGACGAGCUGUUUGAUUUGCUUGUACAACGAUAUUGGAUUCAACCACCGGAUGGUUUGAAGCCUAAUGAUUUGGAAGAAUGGACGAAGCUCAAGCAGCACAUUAUCCGAUCUCGAGUAUUGAACACUUUCAAGACUAUGGUGACGGACGACCAAGUGCUCGUUGAGGACGAUAUGUAUAUCUUGGACCGCAUCAAAGAGUUCCUUCUACACCCUGAAGUGUCCGUUUCUCCCGCUUCGAAGACAUUAUUAAACAUUAUUGAGCGCAAAAAGCAAGGAGGAAUUAAGCCACUCGCUCUCACACCUCCAACGUCCUUCCCACCUCCGCCGAUCAUCCCGAAGGGCAUGAAUAAGGGCAAACUCAAGCUUCUUGACAUCGAUCCGCUAGAACUUGCUCGUCAACUGACGAUUAUGGAGUUUGCGCUGUACCGCACGAUCAAAGCGAUUGAGUGUUUGCAGCGGUCGAGAGAGCAGAAGGUUGGCGAACAUAAGGACCAUAUCACGGACGUAAUCCAGAUGACUAACAAGAUUGCGAACUGGGUGAACGCCACUGUCCUUAGUAAGGAGGAUUCGCGCAAGCGAGCUGCCCUGGUGAAACAGUUCAUUGGCGUUGCCGACCGCUGUAGAAAUCUUCAUAAUUUCUCAAGCAUGGCGGCUAUCAUCUCUGGCUUGAACUCGCCACCGAUUCGCCGUUUGAAGCGGACUUGGGAGCAAGUCAGCGGGAGAUUCAUGUCGCAGUUGGGCAGCUGUGAAAUGACUCUGGAUUCUACCAAGAAUUUCACGAACUAUAAAGCUACCCUUGCUCAGACCAAUCCACCUGGUAUUCCGUUCAUUGGUGUUUAUUUGACGACUCUAACAUUCAUCAACGACGGGAGCAAGGACAUCCUUCCUGGGAACCUGAUUAACUUCGGUAAACGGCAACGUGCCGCGGAGAUCAUCCGUGAGAUCCAGCGAUGGCAAUCGAAAGACUUUAACCUCGCACCGCUCACCCCGAUAUUAACGUUCAUCGAGGAAAGUCUCAGUGCGUUUAACGAGUCUGUCGAUUGGGGCGAACACUUUUGGAACCUUAGUCUGGAGAGGGAGCCGAGAGAACGUGAGGAUGAGAAGAUGGCGAGGUUGUUACAAGAGAGUGGAUUCUUGUAGACGAUAUAUGUAGCGGCAACUAAUUUGUUUUACCUUUACGGUUUUUUUUGUUGUUCUCGUUCCUCUCCUUUGUUUUUUGUUUGUCAGUUUUUUUGGUGAUUCUCUCCCGAUAUCCUCCAUCUCGCUCACUUUAUGCUGGUUGGUUUACUCCUUUGAUAAUCAUUCUGAUCUUUCGCCUUCGUUUUUUCCUUUGUCUAUCAUCGAAAAUAGUCGACAGUUGGCUUCUUUACUUACUUACCCCCUAAGCAAUUUUCAUUCAUGGAUACCUUGUCGUGGAACUGUAACAC
This is a messenger RNA of Fomitiporia mediterranea MF3/22, 4499 nucleotides long. Its product is annotated as ras GEF. Gene Ontology annotation, biological process: Ras protein signal transduction; positive regulation of GTPase activity. The coding region runs from base 118 to 4212 and encodes 1364 amino acids. The record is from RefSeq and is a predicted model, not a curated record. Gene Ontology annotation, cellular component: plasma membrane. Lineage: Eukaryota; Fungi; Basidiomycota; Agaricomycetes; Hymenochaetales; Hymenochaetaceae. Gene Ontology annotation, molecular function: guanyl-nucleotide exchange factor activity; protein binding. The transcript has 10 exons.